Oryza sativa Japonica Group (Japanese rice) is the source of this 1135-nucleotide messenger RNA. RefSeq names its product NDR1/HIN1-like protein 6. Gene Ontology annotation, cellular component: plasma membrane. The record is from RefSeq and is a predicted model, not a curated record. Lineage: Eukaryota; Viridiplantae; Streptophyta; Magnoliopsida; Poales; Poaceae.
UCUCUCCUCUUCUUUUUCUUCCUUCCUUUUACUCGCUCGCUCGCUCGCUGGGUGUUCGUCCAUUUGCCCCCAAGCCGGAGCUGCGCGAGCAGCAGCAGCAGGAGAGAGAGAGAGAGAGAAUGGGCGACCGGGCGUACGUGCCGGCAUCGAAGCCGGUGCCGGUGGCGGCGGCGCGGGCGGCGAACGGGGUGGCGAACGGAGGCGGAGGAGGGGUUGGGGGUGGGGGAGGGGGAGGGGCGGCGCGGCCGCCGCCCAUGGUGCCAGGGCGCGUGCCCCCGCCGCCGAUGUACAGGCCGAAGCCGAUGCAAGCGCCGGCGAGGCGGAGGCGGAGCCGGCGCGGGUGGUGCUGCGCGUGCUGCCUGUGGAUGACGCUGGUGGUGGUGGGGCUGGUGUUCCUGGGCGCCAUCGCGGCGGGGGUGUUCUACGUGGCGUACCACCCGCAGCUCCCCACCUUCGCCGUCACGUCCCUCCGCCUCGCCGCGCUCAACGUGUCCGACUCCGACGCCGUCACCUCCCGCAUCGAGUUCACCGUCACCGCCCGCAACCCCAACGACAAGAUCGCCUUCGCGUACGGCGACAUCGCGGCCGCGUUCGCCGCGGACGGCGCCGACGUCGGCGACGGCACGGUCCCGGGGUUCGUCCACCCCGCCGGCAACACCACCGUCAUCAAGGGCGACGCCUCCGCCGCCGCCGCCACCGUGGACCCGCUGGUGGCGAACGGCCUCAGAUCCAGGAAGUCGCACGCCAUGUCGGUGGAGAUGGACUCCAAGGUUGGGUUCCAGAUCGGCCGCUUCAAGUCCAAGCGCAUCAACGUCCGCGUCCUCUGCGCCGGCUUCACCGCCGCCCUCGCCAAGAACACCCCCUCCGCUCCACCGAUCGUCGUCGCCGCCGCCCCGUCGCCGGUGAGGUCGGUCGUCAAGGCCUCCUCCUCCUCCUCGAGCACGACGGACGCCAAGUGUAAGCUCCGGGUCAAGAUCUGGAUUUGGACAUUUUGACGGAUUUGACGGUAGAGAAGACUUCCUUCUUCCUUCUUCUUCUUGUUUUUUCCCUCUCUCAAUUUUUCAACCUUUUUUUCUCUCUCUCACAGUGUAUGUGGAUUUAUUGGAGUAUAGUUUAUAUGAUUUUCUUUUACUCA